Truncatella angustata is the source of this 4173-nucleotide messenger RNA. RefSeq lists its product as uncharacterized. The record is from RefSeq and is a predicted model, not a curated record. The transcript has 2 exons. Bases 1 to 4173 code for a protein of 1390 amino acids. NCBI's taxonomy places the organism in Eukaryota, Fungi, Ascomycota, Sordariomycetes, Amphisphaeriales, Sporocadaceae.
AUGUCCCAGUUUUCCACUGGUGGCAGCCCCCGAGAUUCAUUCGCGUCGCCCUCCAAGACAACACCAUCGCAGGAUCCUCCCUUCAGCAAACCUGAUUUCCACACCCAGGCCCAUCAGAACACUCCACAGCCGCCGACGUAUACGCAAACUUACACCGACGAGCCUAGCACGCCCGCUCCAUCGUCACCCGUGGCGCUCAACCAUGAUCAUUCGCCAAUAGACGAAUCCCCUGCCCCACUACAAGGACAUACUAGAACACGAGGCAGAAGCUCAUCGAGACCGCUGUCUAUGGUCCAGACCUACCAACCAAGCAUGAUGGAUGUCAACCAAGAUACAAUCCCCGAGCUGCAACCCAUCUUCACCUUCCUCAACAGCCAUGGAAACAAGCUCUACCAGGAGGGCUAUUUUUUAAAGCUCGACGACCAGAAUACGCAGGGCAAGCCAAACCCGGAUCGAACCUGGACGGAGUAUUUUGCGCAACUCGUAGGAACUGUUUUGUCGCUAUGGGACGCCGCCGAAUUGGAUGCUGCCGGGGAGGAUGGAGAGGUUCUCCCCAAGUUCAUUAAUCUGACCGACGCAUCGAUCAAGAUGAUAGAUUCGUUGCCGACGAGGUCCAGCGAGGAGCAGCCCUUGCAGAACAUUCUGAGCAUAUCCACAGCUGGACGAAACCGAUACCUGCUGCAUUUUAAUUCACGGCAUUCUCUGAUACAAUGGACUGCCGGCAUACGACUCGCCAUGUUUGAGCAUUCCACACUGCAAGAAGCAUAUACCGGUGCUCUCAUUGCCGGAAAGGGCAAGACUCUGAAUAACAUUGGUGUCAUUAUGGAGAGGACGCGAGAAAUCAAACAAGAAUGGGUUAGGGUGCGCUUUGGAGCAGGUGUGCCCUGGAAGCGCUGUUGGUGUGUCAUCUCGCCGCCUGAUGAAAAGGAAUUCCAGAAAAUGUUGAAGGACUACAAAAAGAAGUCGCCAUACGAUCGCUCGCAUCCACCGAUUCUCAAGGGCGACAUUAAAUUCUACGAAGAUAGAAAGGAGGGCCGCAAGAUGAAGAAGGCCAAGCCAAUCGCAACCAUUACAGAUGCGUACUCGGCAUUCGCGCUUUAUCCUCAGGCCAAGUCCCUCAUCGACGCUUCCACUCUGCUCAAGAUUGAGGGAAACAUCACGAUUCACACGGACCCCCCUUCUUCGACAGAAGGUUUCGUCUUCAUUAUGCCAGAAGUCCAUCCGGCAGUCAGUGGAUUUGGCAUGAUGCUGCAGUUUUUGUUUCCUACGUGGGAUACGUUUGGACUGUAUGGACGACCUGGUAGAUUGGUGGCAAGCACAAUAGACUCGAGAUCGCUCAUGUUUGCAAUGCCUAAGCACAAGCGAUAUGGCUACCUGGAGAUCUUGGACGUAACGUCCUUGAUCCUUCAAGAGGGAAGCUCAGGCUGGACAGAAAGAGAUUGGAAGAAAAAACUCAAGGACUUGACCGGCGAGCGAAUGACGACUGUUGAUGACACCCCGACAGCCAACACUCACAGCCGGACCAACAGCCGGACUAAGAGACUGAGCUUUGGUCCGGCUACUGAAGCUGGCCCGAAACCACGCGUCGGGUUUACUGACGGCGGAGCACCACCAACUCCGGUACGCUCGUCACGUUCAAUGUCCCUCAACGUCCGACCCGCACCAAGAAACGACUCGGCGCCACCUGUUCCCCGGGUACAACCAGGUCCUUCAGCCAUGGCCAGUGCCAUGAAGUCCGGCCACAAUAGAAAUGCAUCGGAUUCCAGCCUGCCAGAAGGUGCUCCUCCGCAACCACCGCCUCACUUGGUCAGCCCAAUUGGCGACAGUCCCUCUGGCCGUGGACCGAAUCCAGCUCGCAACUUCGUGAAUGACCUUGCAUCCACCCCUGAACGGGUCAGCUCGGACGAGGAGCGGGAGCCAGCUACCCAGGCUCUAGAGGGAAUGCGGCACCUGGAGACCCCAGAGCCUGUUUCACAACCACCGGCUUUCACUCACGCGCCAGGGGAGAAGCCACAACAGCGUCCAUACCACUCGCCUGAACUACGCCGCGCUAACAGCAGAAUGUCUGUGACCACCUUGGCCCAACUGGCUCAGGCCGGGGGUAUAGAGGGGGUAGCCAAGCAGGAAGGCUGGAUCGACGACAACGGGGGCGCUGAGGAUCAAAGCCCGGUUGCCCACCACAAUGACCAACAUGGUCCAACAAUGGUACAUGCUGCUCACGGCACCAAUCCUGGAAUGAAUGCUAAUACCGGCUCUCGUGAAGAUCUAAGGGGACUCAAGCCCCAUUCUCCUGGCUUGCCGCCUCCGUCCUCCGAACUCAGCAAACAACGCUCUAAAUCGCCUCUCCACCAGACCAUGGCUAUCCCGAACCCCGGACCCAGAGGUCCAAGCCCGGGCUCCCGACCAGGCACCCCAGGUAGUCAAGGUGUCAGAAGUCCCCCGCCUGGUGCCAUGGGCAUCGGGCCACAAGGUCGUCCGCCGCCGGGGAGAGGACAGCCAAGCAUGCCACAAGGUCGUGGUUACCCACCUAAUAUGGCUCCUUACGGUCGAGGAGGUCCUGGCAACAUGGGCCCUCCGCCGCGCGGACCGCCGAACGCAACAGCCCCGAACAUGUAUAGAGGACCUCCGGGACCUCCUGGGCCAGGCGACCGUCCCGAUACACCAAAUAGCAGACGGCAGCCUCCUCCUCUAAACACUUCACCGCCCGUUCAAAGAAAGCCAUUGCCAGCUCGAGGCGACAGCCUGGCUCAUCGCAACCUUCCGAAUAACGAAGUUCCAUCCUCGCCUACCGCAUCGAGCAGUGGUAGUUUCACACGUGGCAUUGAUCCCGACAUUGUGGCUCAUAUUCAUGGCCCAGGAUCCAGUGGCAGAGCUACACCACAAUCCGGCCGUCAGCGCCAGAACACCGGACUAAGCACAACCAGUAGCAACUAUGACUCCACCGGUUCUCCAGAUUACGCCAGCACCAGACCAUCGACCGACUCAAGUGCAUCAGUCGAAAGACCCAGGGCAGGUGUACUUCGAACGGUCGGGGACAGCAGUGUACCUCAAGCAAGCGAAUACGAUGUCCCCGAUGUGAACUUUGGGCCAACAUUUAACUACGCAGCCAACCAAUCGAGGAGUAAAACACCAACCCCGAAUGUGGUACCUUCCCCACACCCAUUCUCGCCAGGUACUAAUGGACCGAGGAAGCCAUCGGGCGGGGAUAUGACCCAUGGUCGAAAUGCUUCCGACGAGACUGUUCAGAGGAGGAGUGUGAUUUGGCAACCACCUACCCCCGGGGUCACCGCCGGUCCCAGUACCAGCGGGCAGGGUCUCACUGCCGAGCAGUUUGUUCAGCAGCGGGCUGCUGUUGCAGCCACGCCCCUAUACUCUCAUCAACGCCAACCUUCUGCCAACACUCUUAAUGCCUACCGAGCUGGUACCCCUACUCCGCCGCUUGACCGAGGUCAAGGACGAGAUUACAUGCACAGCCAUAGUCGCAGCACCUCCCAAGACCUGCUUCAAAGACCAAGCUCACGAGGUGCUGGUGCUGUGCUAGGUGGCCAGGGUGAAGGUCAUCUCUCUGCCAGAGAGCAAGAACAUGUUGCGAGGAUGACGGGUACUCCGCUAAUCAGUGUGGCUGGAAACAGAAAUGCACCUCAUGCGGAUGGCGGUCUCGUCGGUGCGAUCGGGGCCAGGGAAAGAGAAAAGCAGCAAAUGAGACAAGGAUACAGCAGUCAGGCAGUGCAACAGGCUAUCAAUUCCCGGCAGCAGCAGCAGGCGAUGCAAAAUUACCAACAGCCCCUGCCCUCACCUGGUCUACCCCCGCCGUCUGGUAUGUACUCCAAUCUGGGACGUCAGUCACCCGGUCCACAACAAGGUUAUGGAUUCCCUCAGUCACCUGGUCCACAACAAGGCUAUGGAUUCCCCCAAUCACCUGGUCCACAACAAAGUUUUACAUUCCCUCAGGCUAUGCCAAGUCCAGGUAUACAGGGUGGAGUGGGCUGGGCGAGCCCUGGAGCUGGGUUUGGAUCACCGCGCCAGGGCAGUUUCCCUUUACAGAGUCCAGGCUUCGUGCCACAACAAGCGCAGCUGUCACCUCAAUACGUAGCACUGUCGGGACAGAAUCCGCGAACCGCACAACCGGGACGGCCAGGUUAUCAGCCUCCGAACCCGGGGCAUGCCUUCUAG